GAGAAACACACCAGCCUGGCUUCUUGCCUGCAGCCUCAGGAGGCAGCGUGGGCAGGCGGGGAGGCAGCACCUCUGAGCAGCAGCUGGCCCUGGGGAUCGGCGGGUGCUGGAGCAUCGCUGCGGCAGAGGCAGCAGGAUGACGCUGUGGAAUGGCUCCUUCCCCUUCUACCCUGGCACCAAUGCUUGCUUCCCCUUUAACACUACCUCGGCCGUCAUCGCCUCUGUCUUCCUCUCUGCGCUGGCCACUUCCAUCAUCAUCCUGCCGGGCAUCCGAGGAAAGGGGCGACUCUUCUGGCUGCUGCGGGUGAUGAUGGGACUCUUCAUCGGAGCGGUGGUCCUCACCAUACAGUUCACCAGGGACUGGGAGAGCGGCUGGGUGACAGCAAACACCUCCUACAAGUCCUUCAGCAGUGCUGUGGUGAAGGUGGACAUCGGGCUGCACAUCGGCCUGGCGGGGGUGAACGUCACGCUGGUGGGAAACCCGGUGAAUCAGGUCAACGAGACCAUCAACUACAAUGAGCACUUUGCCUGGAGCUUCGAUGCAGACUAUGACCACAGCUACAGUGAAGGCCUGGAGAAGGGGCUGCCCAGCCCCAUCCUCUACGUGGCGGAGAAGUUCACCACAGAAAGCCCCUGCAACGUGCACAGGCAGUACCGCAUCUCCGGCCACUAUGCAUCCAUCACGCUGUGGAUGGCCUUAUGCACCUGGCUCAUUUCCAUCCUGCUCUUCUCCAUGCCCAUCCUCCUUUAUGGUGGCUACAUGCUCCUGCUCACUGCUGCACUGAUGCUCUUCUCGCUGCUCUUCUUCGUCACUGCGAGGAACACCCCAAAGUGUCCCAUCCAGUUCGGACCAUCCUCCCUGAAAACAGACUACGGUGGAUCCUUUUGGCUGACAUUAGCAACAGGGCUGCUGUGCCUGCUGCUGGGGCUGGGCGUGAUCAUCCUCAACUCCAUGCGGCCACAGAAGCUGAAGCUUGUCUUUAACCUGGAUGAGGGAAAGGGAGAAAAAGCGGAGGGGUGGGAUAAGCCCCACCUGCCAGACGAGUCCAGCUCCUCUGAGCAGGACGUGCUGAUGGUCCCCCUAAAUGAGCUUUGCGAGGUGACGACCACCCAGCUGUAAGGCACAGCUGUGGGGGGUUGGGGGCAGGAGAAGACGGAGGACACCAUCCCCCCCGAAUACAUGGUCAGGUGCAACCCCCCCAGGAGCCCAGGUGAGAAGAUACACAUCAAGAACUGACUGAAAAAAAUAUCCAAAUCUGGAAAGAUUCAUCAAAAACAACAGUUG
This is a messenger RNA of Oxyura jamaicensis (ruddy duck), 1285 nucleotides long. Its product is annotated as dual oxidase maturation factor 1-like. Gene Ontology annotation, cellular component: endoplasmic reticulum membrane. The transcript has 7 exons. The record is from RefSeq and is a predicted model, not a curated record. Gene Ontology annotation, biological process: protein transport. The coding region runs from base 137 to 1120 and encodes 327 amino acids. Lineage: Eukaryota; Metazoa; Chordata; Aves; Anseriformes; Anatidae.